Messenger RNA from Oncorhynchus kisutch (coho salmon), 1898 nucleotides. RefSeq names its product perilipin-2. The coding region runs from base 109 to 1410 and encodes 433 amino acids. NCBI's taxonomy places the organism in Eukaryota, Metazoa, Chordata, Actinopteri, Salmoniformes, Salmonidae. The transcript is spliced from 9 exons. Gene Ontology annotation, biological process: lipid storage; positive regulation of triglyceride storage. The record is from RefSeq and is a predicted model, not a curated record. Gene Ontology annotation, cellular component: cytosol; lipid droplet.
UAUUAUAAAUACGGACGAUGUCUGUUCACUGUCAAAUCAAACCUGAUAUAGAGUGAGUUACUAUACUGCUGGGAACAUCAUUUACCAAAGUUACACAACGGAUUUGACAUGGAGUCAGUUGAAGUCGUCAAUAAUCAGAAUGUGGUUGAGAGGGUGGCCAGCCUCCCCUUGGUGAGCUCCACCUAUGACAUGGUGUCCAGUGCCUACUGCACCACCAAGGAUAACCACCCCUACCUCAAGUCCAUGUGCGAGGUGGCCGAGCUGGGGGUGCGAACCAUCACCACUGUGGCCCUCAGUGGUGCAGCGCCCAUCAUCGGCAAGCUGGAGCCACAAAUUGCCAUGGCCAAUGACCUGGCCUGUAAAGGUUUGGAUAAGAUUGAGAAGACCUUGCCAAUCCUUCACCAGCCUUCUGAUCAGAUUGUUGCCAACACCAAGGAUGCAGUGACCGGUGCCAAAGACGUGAUGUCUGUCACCGUCACGGGGGCCAAGGACAGUGUGUCCCACACCUUGACUAGCGCGGUGGACCGGACCAGGGGCGCUGUGCAGGACAGCGUGCAGAUGACCCGGGCUGCGGUCAGUGGUAGCGUAAACACGGUGAUGGAGAGCCGCAUGGCCCAGAUGGUCAGUAGUGGAAUGGACACGGCCCUCACCACCUCUGAGCGCUUGGUGGACCAGUACCUGCCUCGCACUCUGGACGAGCUGGAAAUGGAGGCUAAAACGGUGAAAGGCUUCGACGUGGCCAAGGAUGCACCUAACUACUAUGUUCGUCUGGGCUCUCUGUCUACCAAGCUGCGUAAGAGGGCGUACCACAAGGCCCUGGCCCAGAUGAAAGACACCAAGCAGCGCAGCCAGGAGUCCAUCUCACAGCUCAACCACACUGUGGACCUGAUUGAUUACGCCAGAAAGAAUAUUGACGGAGCUAACCAGAAGGUGAAAGGCAAAUUGAGCUCCCUGGUCGAGUGGAAGUCUAAUGAAGGAGAUGGCAAUGAGGCAGAGAACAUAGAAUCGAGGACCCUGGCGAUGGCGCGCUCCCUCACUCAGCAGCUGCAGACAACGUGCCUGGCGCUAGUCUCUGGUCUGCAGGGCCUUCCACAGAACAUCCAGGAGGAGGCGCUGUCCCUUAGCCACUCUGCCUCGCAAAUCUACUCCAGCUUCAGCAAGGCGUCGGCGUUCGGUGACCUGUCGGAUGGUGUUCUAGCCAGCAGCAAGGCCCAGCUGAACAAGAUGAAGGAGUCGCUGGAUGACGUCAUGGACUACCUGGUGAACAACACACCCCUCAACUGGCUGGUACCAGACUUCACCUUCUCAGACUUGGCCUCGGAACCUGACCUCUCCUCAGUUGAGGACGAUGGCAUGUCAGAUGAGUCCAACAGCAACGAACCCCUAUCAGCUCCCCUUGCUCACCAAUAAUCUGCAUUGUCAGAUAAAUCAAAUGUCCACAGGUCAUCUGUCUGUAAUGCUUAGUUAUAUUUGAAAAUAGAUUUUUAUAUUUUUGAAAUACCAUUGGUAGACAAUCAUAGUAGUUGAUUUGGCCAGUGUAUUUGAAAAUACACUAUGUAUUUAAAUAUGUAGGUAUUAAAUACGCAUGGAUUUGAACAAAGGUCUGUUCUGGAUUUAAAAAAAUAUUUAUUCGCUGUGAAAGUGACCGCCUCUUCCGUUUUACUUCCAUGUCCAAUACAGUUUUGAAUGGGAUUCAAGAUAUCAUAAUUCAUGAACGCAUUUAAGAUACCGUUUAUGUGGAUUAUCUACUGAUGCCUUAUAGCGACAGCAUUUUUUAUUUUUGUACUUCUUGCACUGAACCGUUUAAAAACUACAAGGCACAGAAGGCGGCCACUUUCCCAGCGUAUUUUCAUGGCAGGUGUGUGAGCCUUUAAAUAAACAUUGCAGCUAUACAGUAA